AUGGCUAAUAAAUCACGAGUUCUAAGCAUCGAAGACAAACAAUCUAUAAGUACAAACUAUGAUGAAAAUAAAGAAAGUAUAACACUUAUUUGGUUUGAUCCAAAUAUUGGAUCACUUGAAGAUACGAAACAAACUAAACAACAACUUCGUCUUAUUAAUGAUUAUAUCAUGUUUUUUACUGACCUUGAACAAUGUAUUGCCUUUAUUCAAUCAAUUGAUAAAGAAAAAAUCUUUUUAAUUACAUCAGGAACAAAAGCAUCACAAAUUUUACCUCGAAUCUAUUCUUUUCAUCAAAUUGAUUCAAUUUUUAUUUUUUGCAUGAAUAAAUAUCGAUAUGAAUAUUUAUUAAAUGAAUAUUCAAAAAUUAUUGGAAUUUACAUUAAUCUUAAUGAUUUAUGUAAAUCAAUUAAAGAACAAAUCGAUCUAGUUAGUAAACAAAUACAAACAUUUUCUUUUUUUGAUCAACAUCAAAAAUCAACUAAAGAUUUAUCCAAAGAAUCGGCAGAAUUUCUUUGGUUUCAAUUAUUUCAUUAUGUUAUUGCUCGUCUUCCACGCAAUCAACAAUCUAAACAACAAAUGAUUCAAAUAUGUAAAGCAUAUUACCGUGGAAAUACAAAAGAAAUGAAAUCAAUUCAGGAAUUUGAACAAAAUUAUCGAUCAGAAGAUGCUAUUUGUUGGUAUUCAAAAGAAUCAUUUCUUUAUAAAUUAAUUAAUAAAGCAUUAAGAACUGAAGAUAUUGAUUUAUUAUAUAAAUUUCGAUUUUUUAUUGGUGAUCUUUCUGAAACUCUUCAACGUCAACAUGAAAAAAUUCUAUUAUCAGAAGAAAAAAUUUUAAAUGUUUAUCGAGGAGUUAAACUUGACAAAGAAGAAUUUAUUAAAUUAAAAGAAAAUCAAGGAAAACUUAUUUCAACAAAUGGAUAUUUAUCAACUAGUCGACAAAAAUCAUUAGCAUUAAAUUUUGCAAAGAAACCAACAAAAAGAAUUGAUGUCAUUCCUGUUCUUUUUCAUAUUCAAUGUGAUAUUACACAUAUUGAUAAAAAUAUUAUUUUUGCUGAUAUUCAUCAAUUUAGUCAAUAUCCAGAUGAACAAGAAGUUUUAUUUGAUUUAAAUGCUUGUUUUCAAAUCGAAUCUAUCGAAGAAAAUGAAUCAUUACAGAUAAUUAAAAUGAAUCUUUCAAAUGAAGGACAAAAAAUUACUAAAGAUUAUAUUGCAUUAACACAAAAAGAAACAGAAGAACUAAGUGUAUCGAUUGUUUUUGGAAGACUAUUAUGUAAUUUAGGUGAAUAUGAUAAAUCACAAAAAUAUUUUCAACAAUUAUUGCAUGAUUCAAAUGAUGAAGAUCGUGCUUGGAUUGAAUUUAAUAUUGGUCGAGCUCUGGCUUUUAAAGGUGAGUGGAAUGAAGCUCAAAAAUAUUAUGAUCGUGCAUAUGAACGAAUGAUGGCGAAUAAACCAGCACGAAUCAAAGAUUCUGCUCAUGUUCUCAAUAACAUUGGUGUUAUUCUCGAGAAACAAGGAAAGUACAAUGAAGCUCUUGAUUAUCACCAACGAGCAUUAAAAAUUCGAGAGAAAUUUUAUCUAUCUGGUCAUGUUGAUAUUGCUACAAGUCUCAAUAAUAUUGGUAACAUUCUCUACAAUCAAGGAAAGUACGAUGAAGCUUUCAAAUAUUAUGAACGAGCAUUGAACAUUGAUCAGAAAUCUCAUCCAUCCGAUCAUGCCGAUAUUGCUUACAGCCUUAAUAAUAUUGGUCUCAUACUCUCGUGUCAAGGAAAGUACGAUGAAGCUCUCGAUUAUCAUCAACGAGCAUUGAAAAUUCGAGAGAAUUUUUAUCCAUCUGGUCAUAUCGAUAUUGCAACAAGCCUCGACAACAUUGGUGUUAUUCUCUACAAACAAGGAAAGUACGAUGAAGCUCUCGACUAUCAUCAACGAGCAUUGAAAAUUCGACAGAAAUUUCAUCCAUCUGGCCAUGUUGAUAUUGCUACAAGUCUCAAUAACAUAGGUCUUAUUCUCUGCUAUCGAGGAAACUAUGAUGAAGCUUUCGAUUAUUAUCAACGAGCGUUGAAAAUUCAAGAGAAAUUCUAUCCAUCUGAUCAUAUUGAUAUUGCUACAAGCCUUAACAAUAUUGGUAAAAUUCUCAAUAGACAAAGAAAGUACGAUGAAGCUCUUGAUUAUUACCAACGAGCAUUGAAAAUUCAAGAGAAAUUUUAUUCAUCUGAUCAUGUCGAUAUUGCUAGAACCCUCCACAAUAUCGGUAAAAUUCUCUUUUAUCAAGGAAAGUACGAUGAAGCUCUCGAUCAUUAUCAACAAGCAUUGAAAAUUCGAAAAAAACUUUAUCCAUCUGGUCAUGUCAAUAUUGCUGACAGUUUGAAUAAUAUUGGUGUUUGUUAUGAAAAUCAGAACAAGCGAAAAAUGGCACUUGAUUAUUAUCGACAUGCAUUGACUAUUUAUGAGAAGUUUCUUCUUGUUGACCAUCCACGUCGACAAGAAGUCGAGAAAAUUAUUCGUCAACUUACUAGAAAAAACUGA
This is a messenger RNA of Rotaria sordida, 2523 nucleotides long. NCBI's taxonomy places the organism in Eukaryota, Metazoa, Rotifera, Eurotatoria, Philodinida, Philodinidae. The record is from the annotation of a GenBank genome assembly.